Talaromyces marneffei is the source of this 1128-nucleotide messenger RNA. RefSeq lists its product as uncharacterized. The record is from RefSeq and is a predicted model, not a curated record. Gene Ontology annotation, cellular component: Golgi apparatus. The transcript has 4 exons. NCBI's taxonomy places the organism in Eukaryota, Fungi, Ascomycota, Eurotiomycetes, Eurotiales, Trichocomaceae. Gene Ontology annotation, biological process: transmembrane transport. Gene Ontology annotation, molecular function: antiporter activity; GDP-mannose transmembrane transporter activity. The coding region runs from base 1 to 1128 and encodes 375 amino acids.
AUGGCAGACGACAAGAGAACAGACGAGAAGAUGGAGCAAGGCAGGGCCUUUGAGGUUCCUCCACUUCGACACACUCCUUCUUCCCCGUCGGUCGCUUUGUCUAACAACCCUAUUCUGCCUGUGUUGGCUUAUUGUGGUUCUUCGAUUAUGAUGACUGUGAUGAACAAAUAUGUUUUGUCGGGUUUGGAUUUUAAUCUUAAUUUUUUCUUGCUUCUUGUGCAGUCCAUCGUGUGUAUAGUCGCUAUCCAGGCUUGCAAGACUGGUGGUUUCAUAACCUUUCGCAAUUUCAAUACGGAUGAAGCUAAAAAGUGGUUCCCUAUUACUCUUCUCCUUAUCGGCAUGAUCUUCACCGGUUCCAAGGCUCUGCAAUUUCUCUCGAUUCCCGUCUACACCAUCUUCAAGAACUUGACCAUCAUCUUGAUCGCCUACGGAGAGGUCCUCUGGUUUGGUGGUUCUGCUGUCACCGGUCUGACUCUGUUCUCUUUCGGAUUGAUGGUCGCCAGUUCUAUUAUUGCUGCUUGGGCCGAUGUUCAGCAUGCGCUCACAUCUACUACAAACGCUAGCACCCAAAUUUCGACCUUGAAUGCUGGCUAUGUCUGGAUGAUGGCCAAUUGUCUUUGCACCGCGUUCUACAGCUUGUACAUGCGCAAGCGCAUAAAGUUGACCAACUUCAAAGACUUUGACACCAUGUUCUACAACAACCUGCUCUCCAUCCCCGUCCUCAUCGUUGCUACUCUGCUCAUUGAGGACUGGUCAGCUGAGAACAUCGCCCGCAACUUCCCCAUUGCUAGCCGCACAAACAUUCUCAUCGCCAUGGUUCUUUCUGGUCUGUCUUCCGUCUUCAUCUCUUACACAUCCGCCUGGUGCAUGCGUGUUACCUCAUCGACAACCUACUCCAUGGUCGGAGCCUUGAACAAACUCCCCAUUGCUGUGUCCGGUCUUAUCUUCUUCGAUGCUCCAGUCACUCUAGGCAGUGUCUCCGCCAUUGCCAUUGGAUUUGUUAGCGGUAUUGUCUACUCAGUCGCCAAGUUCAAGCAGAACGCCAAACCAAGGACCGGCAUUCUCCCUACUACAAACAUACCUCUUAGCGCCAGCAGCCAAAGCAUGCGCGACUCGUUGAGGUCAUAA